AUGUCUGGUCUACGGUAUAAACCUGGCGAUCCAAACAAUCCCUAUGAUCCAGCAGCACUCACAGGAGACCGUGAUGUAGACAAUGCAGCUGCCGCUGCGCGAAUGGCUGCUGAUCCAUCGAAGCUCGCUUUACUUGGCAAAUUGAAAGAUGAUCCAGACAAGAUGAAUCAGUUCCUUGAGAUGUUGAGAGCAGAUGCAGCUGAAGGAAUAGCCAGAGGCGAGACGCCCUUCGAGACCAUGAUGCGAGAGAAAGCGGAGUGGGCCAAGGCUGACGCCUUGAGCGCAAAGGUGAAAGAACGGGGAAAUGCUGCAUUCAGAGCCGGUGAUUUGAAAGAAGCGUAUAUCUGUUACACCGGUUGCAUCACAGAGAGCGGUCAUGAACCCACAUACUCGCUCAAUAGGGCCGCGGUGUGUUUGAAAGCUAAGGAUUAUAAACGAGCUGAAAAGGAUGCCACCGAUGCUGAGGAGAGCGAUCCAGGUUCAGUGAAAGCACUCUUCCGUCGCGCGCAGGCACGGCGCCACUUGGGGAAACUUGAUGACGCCGAGGCAGACCUAAAAGCCGCGUUGUCCGCAGCACCUAAUGAGCUCCCCAUCCAAGCAGAAUGGGAGGAACUCAAAAAAUUGAAGGCCAUGCCGGAAGACGAACGCAAAACCUGGCUUGAGGAGAAUCGUGGCAUAGAUUUGGCCACGACUUUCGAUCUGACUUUUACUCGACUUCAAGAGCUCGCAAACAAGGUGCGCGCCGAGUGCGAUACCGAAGAUGCGUAG
Molecule: messenger RNA, 768 nt
Organism: Stereum hirsutum FP-91666 SS1
Lineage: Eukaryota; Fungi; Basidiomycota; Agaricomycetes; Russulales; Stereaceae
Product: TPR-like protein
Exons: 4
Coding region: 1-768 (255 amino acids)
Molecular function (GO): protein binding
Source: RefSeq, a predicted model, not a curated record